Schistosoma mattheei is the source of this 3799-nucleotide messenger RNA. Lineage: Eukaryota; Metazoa; Platyhelminthes; Trematoda; Strigeidida; Schistosomatidae. The record is from the annotation of a GenBank genome assembly.
UUUAUCUCUAAUAUAUUUGAUGUUAUUAAAUUUUGAUGAACAUGUCUUUAUCAUACAACCGAACUGUUUUGAUUACAGUGAUAUCGAUGAUUUGGGCGGAAAAUUAUCCGAAUAUUGGUUCUCAAUUGAUCAGUCAUUAUCGAAUAAAGACAGUUCCAAUCAUAUUUCAGAUUCCGAUCAUCUAUCAACUAACAUUGGCUCAAAAAUGGGAACAGCUAUAGGAUUUCAAGUUCGUAGUCGUCGGUCAGCCACAAGUGGUCUUAUGAGAACUGGUCAAAGUGUUUGUGAAACAGCUACUUCUAGUUCAGAUAAUCGAUUUGCAGGAAAUUUCCAACCUACAGAUCAUUUGAAAUUGGAGCGAAUCAACUCAGAUACCAGUUUAAUAAAACGUGGAAAUAAAUCAAAGGAUAUAGAAGAGACUGAUGAAAAAUCAAUUAAUGAUAUUACUACAAAUUUGAAUCUUAGUGGGAAACAGUUUGAAAAUGGAAAGCUUUCAUCUACUUAUUUAGAAUGUCAACUUAUGUUAUGUAAUCGUGAAAAAUAUCAAGAUUAUAUUCGUAUUCUAGAAGGUUUACUUUCUUCUGGUAUAAAUAAAAAUGUUAAUAAAACAAAAUCAUUAUUUAAAAAUUAUAUAACAAACUAUUAUUGUUUAAGACAAAUACAAAUUGAAGAGCUAUCUGAUAAUGAUCGACAAAAAACUUCAUUAGAAUCUAUUGGAAUAAUUCGAAAUUUAUUCGUUGGUCUACAUGUUAUAGCACCUUGUGAUUGGCGUGCAUCAAAAGUGUAUUCAUCAUCUUAUGAAAAUGAAAAUAUUAUAUAUUUAGAUACAAUUGAAUCAGCACGUUCAAUUGGUGAUUAUUGGAUUCGUUUAGAAAGAUUAUUGCCAUCUUCAUCAUUGUCACCGAUGCCAUCGUCUUCACCGACAUUAAAUUCUAUCCAAUCAUCAUCUAUUAAACAAUCCAAUGAAUUAUCAACACCCAAUAGUUCACUAUUAAAUGAUGAAAUAUUUAUUUAUUUCGAUCCUGGAAUGAUUAGCUUAAAAUUGGAACAUCAUAGACGACGUAUAGGUUAUCAUCAUCAAUCAAAUACACAUUUUCACGAGAAUUCAGACUCCACUGGAAGUAAUAAACUAGAUUUAUUUAACAAAUCCAACGAUACAGAUUCAGUACGCAGUGCCUUACAACGGUAUGCUCAAGAAACAGAAUUAUUUGUAAUGCGUCAACGUCAAAAAGAUCGAAUCAAAUUAAUCACAUUGUUCCCAGAAGUUCGAAUAAAUCAACUUAAACUAAAAAUGUCCUACUCACCACAUGAAAAUAAUAAUGUAAUAACUAGCAAUUUGAAAGAUUCACCAUUUUCACCAUUUCCUGAACGUACAAUUGAAUUAUGUAAUCGACGAUAUUUAGCUACAUGUCUAUGUUUACAUUCAAAAAUUCAAGCUAAUUUGGAAAUUUCAGGGAAUUCAUCAUCUUCCCACUUAGAGAAUCCAGAACCAUAUUUUGUUACUAUUUUUCUUGUGGAUGUCAAUGAUGGACGUCGUGUUAGUGAAGAUUUCUAUUGGAAUCCUAAUUCAUCAAUUAUUGAUUCUAUGUUACCAAUAGAUCAAUUCAAAAGUUUACCAUGGUAUUCAUCUAAUAAUCAAUAUUCUGAAACAACUAAUGAUAUUCAUCAUCAUCAUCAUCAUCAUUCAAUAUCUAAUCAACCAAAUAUUAUUUCAUCACCUAAUCGAAUAACACGUAGACAUGCACCACCACCACCACCACCACCAAAUAAUAAUCUUAUGUCUCCAUAUGGAACACAAAGUUCUAUUUCAUUAGAUUGUUUGUAUAAGUGUCGUACAGCAUUAUUUUCAAUUCCAUCAUGUUGUCAUGUCAAUAAUUUGUAUAUAGUUGUACGAGUGGAUAAAGUUCUUAGUGGACCAAUCAAUACAGUAAUAGAUAAAUACUUGAAAAAUACUAAUAAUACUAAUGAUAAUAUUAAAACUGGUUCAAGUAUACAAAAAUCAAUGGUGAAUUAUUGUCGUAAUAUUGGUCGUUAUCGUAUGCCAUUUGCAUGGGGUGCAAGACCUGUAAACAGUACAAAUCGUUUUAUUCAUCUAUUCAAAAUGGAUUCUAAUAAGAUCUCUGAACAAGGAUUAAUUCAAUCUGUACAAAUGUUAUCCCAUUUAUCAAUUGAUUAUAAUACAUAUCAUGAUCGGUAUACAGAUGUAACAAGCAUUAUGACUACUACUAAUAAUGAUAAUAGUAGUAUAGAUGAAAGUAAUCAUUAUCAUAUACCAGAAUCUAUAAAUCAUAUGUUAAAAAUAGACUCAAAUAAAUCAAAAUCAUCAAAAUUGAUUAAUAAUAAUAGUUCUGUACUAAAAGAUGUUACAAAUUAUUUAACCGAACAAGAUCGACUCUUUAUUGAAACAAUUGAACGUUCUCUUAAAACUCAAAUGUUACCUAUACGAUUUGAAUUCGUGAUGAGUGAACUAAUUGAUCAUACUAUUGAUCCUAAUGCAAAACCUUUAUCACGAGUUGUUGCUUCAAAUCUGGAAAUAUACACACCGAAUGUGACAGCUAAUAAUUCUCAUAAUUUCUAUAUACCAUCAACACAUCCACCGCUUAUGUCAGAUGAAAUUAUACGUGAAGUUGAAAAUCUAUUUGAUUUUUAUUCAACUCUAUCAGGAACAUCGUAUAAUGAUGAUUAUGGAAUUAAUAAUCCAGAUGAUUCUAAUACUCCUUCUCGUACUGGAAGUCUUCAAAGAGGUAGUUAUCGAAUGAAUUCACUUAAUAACAAAAAUAAUAAUAAUAAUAAUAGAGAUUCUAUUCUAUCAAAUAAUAGUGUAAAUAGUACAACUAGUUCACUUAUUAUUACAAAUGAUUUACCAAAAUUAUUAAAUAACACACUUCAAAAUCAAUCAAAUUCACUUGAACAAUCUGUUAUUCAAUUUGAACAUGGAACAAGUACACAUUGUUCAACUAUUAAAUUAUUACCAUUUACUUCAUUUUUUAAUACAUUAUAUGUAUGUCCAAAAUCAUUGAAUAUGUCAGGGAAACAUAAUUUUCCAAGGGCUCGGAAUUUAUCAUGUUUCAUUGAAUUACGAAGUAAUGAUAAUUUGGAUAAUUCCACUGCGUUAAAGGUGUUUUACACUCGUCCAAGUAUUCGUCAACCAAUAUUUGAUUCAUGGUUUAAUACUGCUGUAAUAUAUCAUGAUAAUUAUCCGAAUUUCAGUGAACAAGCUAAAAUCUGUUUACCAUUAAAUCUAACUUCAAAACAUCAUUUACUAUUUCGUUUUUAUCAUGUAAGCUGUGAGACGGCUUCAACAAAUUUAUUAACUUCCAAAGAGAAAUCUAAUAGUAAUAAUAAUAAUAAUAAUAAUAGUAAUAAUAAAAAACCUGUUGAAUCAAGUACAGGCUAUUCAUGGAUUCCAAUACUUGGAACAGAUGGAAAUUUAAAUGUUGGCACGUUUCAACUUCGUAUUGCAUCAACUAUUCAUCCGGGUUAUUUACAACAAUCAACUAUACAAAACUUUCGUCAUUCAAAUCUAAAUGACACUAAUGGUGGAAUUAGCUUGCCAUUCAAUAUCGGCAAUACAAACUCUACGAAUAGUAAUAAUAAUAAUAGUGGUAAUUCCAAUGAUUUCACUUGGAUCGAUAAUGGGAAAUAUUUAUUUAAAGUUGAUCUGAAACCUUUAUCAUCUAUAUAUACACAUGAUCCAAUAUUGUCAAAAUUCUUUCGUGUUUGUAGUGAUCUACUACCACGAAUGUUGUACUUAUCAUCUACGAAAACAAAUAAUGCAGAUAAACAGAAGGUAUUUUAA